UAGUGCAAUAUUUAGCUGUGUUUUGUAGAUGCUCGUACGCUGCACAUCGUUUGUUUGCCGACAGAAAUUGUGAGAUAGUUCUUCCGUAAUGGGACAAAAUCAGUCUGCUGGCAGCGGAGGCGAUAAAAAGGAUGAUAAGGACAAAAAGAAAAAGUACGAGCCUCCGAUUCCGACGAGGGUCGGUAAAAAGAAGCGCAAGGCAAAGGGACCCGAUGCAGCGCUGAAGCUGCCCCAAGUCACCCCACACACCCGCUGCCGGUUGAAGCUACUGAAGCUGGAGCGCAUCAAGGAUUAUCUGCUGAUGGAGGAGGAGUUCAUCCGCAACCAGGAAAGACUGAAGCCACAGGAAGAGAAGAACGAGGAGGAACGCUCGAAGGUGGACGACCUGCGCGGGUCGCCGAUGUCGGUCGGAACGCUCGAGGAGAUCAUCGACGACAAUCAUGCGAUUGUGUCCACCUCGGUGGGUAGCGAGCACUACGUCAGCAUUCUGUCCUUCGUGGACAAGGAUCAGCUGGAACCGGGCUGCUCGGUGCUGCUCAACCACAAGGUGCAUGCGGUGGUCGGAGUGCUUGGUGACGACACGGAUCCGAUGGUGACGGUGAUGAAGCUCGAGAAGGCACCGCAAGAAACGUACGCCGACAUCGGAGGGCUUGACACACAGAUUCAGGAGAUCAAAGAGUCGGUAGAACUCCCGCUGACGCAUCCGGAAUACUAUGAGGAAAUGGGCAUCAAACCUCCGAAGGGCGUCAUUCUGUACGGAGCUCCGGGAACGGGUAAAACUCUUCUGGCCAAGGCUGUCGCGAACCAAACGUCCGCUACGUUCCUGCGAGUUGUGGGCUCGGAGCUGAUCCAGAAAUAUCUCGGCGAUGGACCGAAGCUCGUGCGCGAGCUGUUCCGUGUGGCCGAAGAACACGCUCCCUCGAUUGUGUUCAUCGAUGAAAUCGACGCCGUGGGCACUAAACGGUACGAUUCCAACUCCGGUGGAGAGCGCGAAAUUCAACGUACGAUGUUGGAGCUGCUCAACCAGCUGGAUGGGUUCGAUUCGCGUGGGGAUGUGAAGGUGAUCAUGGCUACAAACCGUAUCGAGACUCUCGACCCCGCCUUGAUCCGUCCUGGGCGUAUCGAUCGAAAGAUCGAGUUUCCGCUCCCCGAUGAGAAGACGAAACGGCGCAUUUUCAACAUCCACACUGCACGCAUGACGCUGGCCGAGGACGUGAAUCUUUCGGAGCUGAUCAUGGCCAAGGAUGACUUGUCCGGAGCGGACAUCAAGGCGAUCUGUACGGAGGCAGGAUUAAUGGCACUGAGAGAGCGCCGUAUGAAGGUCACCAACGAGGAUUUUAAGAAGUCGAAGGAAAGCGUCCUGUACCGGAAGAAGGAAGGAACGCCAGAGGGAUUGUAUAUGUAGAAGAAACACCUACUGUAUUGUCAUAGGAAUAUAAUAAAUUGCAAGAAAUGUCGAGAAAGAGGGUUUGCGUUUUUCAUAUUGUCCAUGCAAACGCAAUAGCCUUCCUUGUCCAAAAACUAUUCAGUGGCUCUGGAUUCUAAUUCCCUUCCGUCACCGGAAACACCACUGGCAGGCAAAAUUGUUAUGCAAAUGAAGAGAGAAAAGCCCUCGACGUUUUAUGCAAAUAAUGUCCAGAAUCAUUACAUUUGUAACAUGUGGUAUGCACUUU
Molecule: messenger RNA, 1673 nt
Organism: Anopheles coustani
Lineage: Eukaryota; Metazoa; Arthropoda; Insecta; Diptera; Culicidae
Product: 26S proteasome regulatory subunit 4
Exons: 1
Coding region: 89-1405 (438 amino acids)
Biological process (GO): proteasome-mediated ubiquitin-dependent protein catabolic process
Cellular component (GO): proteasome regulatory particle, base subcomplex
Molecular function (GO): proteasome-activating activity; ATP hydrolysis activity; ATP binding
Source: RefSeq, a predicted model, not a curated record